This is a messenger RNA of Parasteatoda tepidariorum (common house spider), 1662 nucleotides long. NCBI's taxonomy places the organism in Eukaryota, Metazoa, Arthropoda, Arachnida, Araneae, Theridiidae. The record is from RefSeq and is a predicted model, not a curated record.
CUUUAAAUAAAUGUAAAUUCACUGAAUAUCUUUGAGCAGCAAGCAUGUUGGAAAGUUGUCAGAAAGCUUGCUGCCUCUUUCAAUCAUAUCAAUUAAUCAAUCUACAAAUCAAAACAAAACAUUCCUCGUGUGCUGGUGCUGUAGAAAAUUUGUCUAAGGAUGACAGAAAUGGACGUUGAUGACCGUUUCAUUUUGGUUCAGUUUAAAAAUGAAGCCGGUGAAAUUACUGGUACACCACUUGAUCUUCCACUUAGUACCGAUGUCAAGAAACUCUCUUUAAUUUGUAAUUCUCUCCUUCAGAAGGAAGAGUCUUCUCCAUUUUUGUUUUUUAUAAAUGAUGUCCAAAUUAAAGAUUCCCUGCAAAGUUGUCAUGAUAACAAAGUAUUUGAAACUGAGAAGACUUUAGAAAUUACUUAUGCUGAACAGUCUGUGUUUAAAGUUCGUCCAGUGACACGCUGUACUAGUUCAAUACCAGGGCAUGCUGAAGCUGUUAUCUCUGCAUCAUUUAGUCCUGAUGGCAGAUAUUUAGCUAGUGGAUCGGGAGAUACAACAGUUAGACUAUGGGAUGUGAAUACAGAAACUCCACAAUACACUUGUAAAGCUCACAAGCAUUGGGUUUUGUGUAUAGCUUGGUCACCCGAUGGCAUGAAAUUGGCUUCUGGAUGUAAAAAUUGCCAGGUCUGUAUUUGGGAUCCUAAAACUGGUAAACAAAUGGGCAGAACAUUAAUGGGACAUAAAGGCUGGAUAUCUCAUAUUUCUUGGGAACCUCUUCAUAGAAAUGCAGCAUGUCGACGUCUAGCAAGUGCUUCUAAGGAUUGUACUGUAAGAAUAUGGGACAUAAUCACGGGUCAAACGUUACACACACUGUGCUCACAUACAGCUCAAGUAACAUGUGUGAGAUGGGGAGGAUCUGGAUUAAUUUAUACUUCUUCUCAAGAUCGUUCUAUAAAAGUUUUUAGGGCUGAUGAUGGUGUUUUGUGCCGUACCCUUGAAGGCCAUGGCCAUUGGGUUAACAUAAUAGCUUUAAACACUGACUAUGUUAUGAGAACUGGACCUUAUGAUCCAAGUAAAGCAGAUAUUGUUUAUAGAGAAAUUACUGAAACAUCAGAAACUUUAUCAAAGCUUGCUAAUGAGAGGUACAAGAAUGUUACUAAAGACCAACCAGAACUUUUAGUUUCUGGUUCAGAUGACUUUACAUUAUAUUUAUGGAAGCCUGAAACAGACAAGAAACCUCUUGCGAGAAUGACAGGGCAUAAAAACUUAAUAAAUGAUGUCAAAUUUUCUCCAGAUAUGAGGUUGAUAGCAAGUGCCUCAUUUGACAAAUCUAUCAAAAUAUGGAAUAAAACAGGAAAGUUCCUUGCUACUCUGCAUGGUCAUGUUCAAUAUGUAUAUCAAAUUGCUUGGUCUGCAGACAGUAGACUGCUUGUAAGUUCUAGUGCUGAUUCUACUUUGAAAUUGUGGGAUAUGAAGACGUACAAAAUUAUGAUUGAUUUACCUGGGCAUGCUGAUGAGAUCUAUGCAGUUGAUUGGAGCCCUGAUGGUCAGAGGGUUGUUAGUGGAGGAAAAGACAAAGUAAUAAAAAUAUGGAGAAAAUGAUAGGUGUCACAGAAAUGUAGCAAGCAAUGUAUUGUUUUGUAAAUAAAUUAUUUUUUGCAUUUUAAA